CUCCUUCGCUUUGAAACGGCAACGUCGCCUUCAUCGAACAAAGUACCAUUCCCCAUCCACACUGUCGUAUCUUGGGCCACUCGACAACCAUACCCAACAUGAAACUGUCCGGGCCACCGCUCGUCUUGGUCGCGACUGGCGUCAUCGGCUCCGCAUGGCUGUCUGGUGAGUCUCAACCCCACGAAUUGCAAGCUCGGGGUCACAAUGCGGGAAUACUCUCUUCAUACCUCUCUAAUGCUGCCAUAGGGGCCAUCAUAUCAUUCUCGAUCGGCGGAGCUCCAGCUGCUGCUGCAGUGAACCAAUCGUCUGCUAAGAUAUGGGCUGAACUGUACAAGCGUGGAGCUGCUUCGAUGCCCAAGUUCGCCGUCGGCACUUCUUUGGCUUACAUUCUUGCGGCAUACAGUGCGUAUGGCAACGGCGGGCCAUGGGGGAGCUACCUGGGAGCCUCUGCUUGCGUGCUGUCCAUCGUACCUUUUACCCUGACAGCCAUGAAAGAUGUCAACGGGUCAUUGCACGAAGAGGCUGACAGAGAAGCCAGUGAGGAGACGCAGGUGUCCACGGUGCGCGUCAAGGGGCUCCUGGAUAGAUGGAUCACCUUGAACCUGGUUAGAGGGCUCUUACCGCUUGCUGGAACAGCCCUGGGCUGCUUUGCAUUCUACCAUGAGGGAUUCUGAUGGCACAAAUUGUCGCUCUGUCGAUAUCGAUACGUGUUCCACCAGCCCAGAUUGCCUAAAAGGCUGGCCGCGUGUCGUUCUUGGGUUCUCCUGUGUUCUCGAUUCAACUGUCAAGAUGCAACA
Molecule: messenger RNA, 797 nt
Organism: Trichoderma reesei QM6a
Lineage: Eukaryota; Fungi; Ascomycota; Sordariomycetes; Hypocreales; Hypocreaceae
Exons: 1
Coding region: 99-674 (191 amino acids)
Source: RefSeq, a predicted model, not a curated record